Molecule: messenger RNA, 396 nt
Organism: Odobenus rosmarus divergens (Pacific walrus)
Lineage: Eukaryota; Metazoa; Chordata; Mammalia; Carnivora; Odobenidae
Product: cytochrome c oxidase subunit 6A1, mitochondrial-like
Exons: 2
Coding region: 1-396 (131 amino acids)
Biological process (GO): mitochondrial electron transport, cytochrome c to oxygen
Cellular component (GO): mitochondrial inner membrane
Molecular function (GO): enzyme regulator activity
Source: RefSeq, a predicted model, not a curated record
AUGGGUGACAUUUGCUACAAAUGUUCAUUUCCGUUUUUAUAUGAAUACGUUCAGGUCGAAAAUGGCGGCAGCAGUGUAUCUGCGUCCUGGCCGCCUGGGCUGCUAGGUCGGUCCAGGGCACAGCUGGGGCGUUCCAUGUCGAGUGGCGCCCACGGCGAGGAGGGCUCAGCUCGCAUGUGGAAGGCGCUCACCUACUUCGUAGCACUCCCUGGCAUGGGUGUGAGCAUGCUGAAUGUCUUCCUGAAGUCGCGUCACGGAGGGCAUGAGAGACCCGAGCUCGUCGCCUACCCCCAUCUCCACAUCAGGUCCAAGCCCUUUCCCUGGGGAGAUGGUAAUCAUACUCUAUUCCAUAACUCUCUCGUGAAUCCACUUCCAACCGGCUAUGAAGAUGAAUAA